Messenger RNA from Hyaena hyaena (striped hyena), 4809 nucleotides. RefSeq names its product formin homology 2 domain containing 3 (gene FHOD3). The coding region runs from base 1 to 4308 and encodes 1435 amino acids. Gene Ontology annotation, cellular component: cytoplasm; cytoskeleton. Lineage: Eukaryota; Metazoa; Chordata; Mammalia; Carnivora; Hyaenidae. The record is from RefSeq and is a predicted model, not a curated record. The transcript is spliced from 25 exons. Gene Ontology annotation, biological process: actin filament network formation; sarcomere organization; cortical actin cytoskeleton organization. Gene Ontology annotation, molecular function: actin filament binding.
AUGGCCACGCUGGCUUGCCGGGUGCAGUUCUUGGACGACACGGACCCUUUCAACAGCACCAACUUCCCCGAGCCCAGCCGGCCGCCGCUGUUCACGUUUCGCGAGGACCUCGCUCUCGGCACCCAGCUGGCCGGGGUCCACCGGCUGCUGCGGGCGCCGCACAAGCUUGACGACUGUACGCUACAGCUCUCCCACAAUGGUGCCUACCUGGACUUGGAAUCCACCCUAGCAGAGCAACGGGAUGAGCUGGAAGGCUUCCAGGAUGAUGCUGGGCGGGGCAAAAAACACAGCAUCGUCCUGAGGACACAGCUGUCCGUGAGGGUCCAUGCCUGCAUUGAAAAACUGUACAACUCCAGUGGGCGAGAUUUAAGAAGGGCCCUUUUCUCCCUGAAGCAGAUAUUUCAGGAUGACAAGGAUUUGGUGCAUGAAUUUGUAGUGGCUGAAGGUCUGACGUGUUUGAUCAAGGUGGGAGCUGAGGCAGACCAGAACUAUCAGAACUACAUUCUGAGGGCUUUGGGCCAGAUUAUGUUGUAUGUGGAUGGGAUGAAUGGAGUAAUAAACCACAAUGAAACCAUUCAGUGGCUGUACACUCUCAUUGGGUCAAAGUUCCGCCUGGUGGUGAAGACAGCCCUGAAGCUGCUGCUGGUCUUUGUGGAGUACUCAGAGUCCAAUGCCCCUCUUCUGAUUCAGGCUGUCACCGCUGUUGACACUAAAAGGGGAGUCAAACCCUGGUCAAAUAUCAUGGAAAUCCUGGAGGAAAAAGAUGGGGUCGACACAGAGCUGCUGGUUUAUGCGAUGACUUUAGUGAACAAGACACUGUCCGGAUUGCCAGACCAAGACAGCUUCUACGACGUGGUGGACUGCCUGGAGGAGCUGGGCAUUGCGGCUGUGUCCCAGCGGCACUUGAACAAAAAAGGGACGGACCUGGACCUGGUGGAGCAAUUGAACAUUUAUGAGGUGGCACUGCGGCACGAGGAUGGCGACGAGACGGCAGAGCCGCCCCCCAGUGGGCGCCGGGACCGGAGGAGGGCCAGCGUGUGUUCCGGAGGCGGUGGUGGAGCGGGUGAGCCGCGGGGCCUGGACCGCAGGCGGAGCCGCAGGCACUCGGUGCAGAGCAUCAGGAGUCCUCUGUCGGCCCCCACCAGUCCCAGCUCCCAGUCGGCUCCUGGCUUCAAGACCGGUCAAGUACGAGAGCACUGUGAAAAAUACAACAGCUUUGGCAACACCUCUUACCACUCAAGACCCUGUGGAUCUGCUGUGCCAGCCACCCCCACAUCAUCUUUUUCACCUCCGCAAGAGGCCAGGCUGGAAAGGUCUUCACUGAGUGGUCUUCUCACAUCAUCCUUUAGGCAGCAUCAAGAGUCACUGGCAGCAGAGAGAGAGAGGCGGCGGCAAGAGAGAGAAGAAAGGCUGCAGAGAAUAGAACGGGAAGAAAGGAACAAAUUCAACCGAGAGUAUUUAGACAAAAGAGAGGAGCAAAGACAAGCAAGAGAAGAAAGAUACAAAUACUUGGAGCAGUUGGCAGCCGAGGCGCACGAGAAAGAAGCGAGAAGCCGGAGCGCGAGCCGGGGCAGAGGUGACCUCUCCUUGGACCUGACCUCCCCUGCGGCCCCUGCCUCCCCCACCCCUCUGAGCCCUAGCCCUUCUUCUCUAGACUCACAGGAGGCUCUCGUGGGAUCAUCCUCCUGUCUGGGAACACCUCAGCAUCCCCAAGUGAGUGCUGCUGGCAGUCCGGAGCCUGGACCGGAGGUGGAGGUGGGCCAGGGUGCGGAUGAGGCCCGCCCUGAAGUAGCCUCUGCCUGCGCCGGAGCAGAGAGCGAAGUGGAGCGAGCACUGGAGCAAGAGCCAGAAGAGCGGGCCUCCCUCAGUGAGAAAGAGAGGCAGAGCGAGGAGGUGAACGAGAAGGAUAACUGCUCCGCCUCCAGCAUCUCGUCCUCCAGCAGCACAUUAGAGAGGGAGGAGAAGGAAGACAAGCUCUCCAGGGACAGGGGACCUGGUUUGUGGUCCGCAGGUGUUCAGGAUGCCGGUGUAAAUGAACAGUGUGGCGACAUCCUCACCAACAAACGGUUCAUGCUGGACAUGCUGUAUGCCCAUAACAGAAAGCCCACGGAUGACGAGGAGAAGGGGGAGGGCGAGACCGGGAGGACUGAGCCAGGUGCGGAGGCGGUAGCCAGCCUGGCUAGCAGGAUAUCCACCCUGCAGGCCAACUCCCUGGCCCAGGAUGAGAGCGUCAGGAGGGUGGACGUUGGCUGUCUGGACAAUCGGGGCAGCGUGAAAGCCUUCGCUGAGAAAUUCAACAGCGGGGACCUGGGGAGAGGGUCCGUCUCUGCUGAUGCCGAGCCUAAUGACAAAGUCCCAGAGAAAGCAUCUGCACAGCAGAAGACAGAAUCUGACUACAUUUGGGACCAGCUCAUGGCCAAUCCGAGGGAGCUGAGAAUCCAAGACAUGGAUUUCACCGACCUGGGGGAGGAGGACGACAUUGACGUCCUGGAUGUGGACCUGGGACCCAGGGAGGCUCCGGGGCCCCCGCCCCCGCCCCCACCCACUUUUCUGGGUUUGCCUCCCCCACCCCCACCACCCCUGUUGGACAGCGUGCCUCCCCCUCCUGUCCCCGGUAAUUUAUUGGCUCCUCCUCCUCCAGUGUUCAACGCUCCUCAGGGCUUAGGGUGGCCCCAGGUACCCCGGGGUCAGCCGGCAUUCACGAAGAAAAAGAAGACCAUCCGUCUAUUCUGGAAUGAAGUGCGGCCGUUCGAGUGGCCAUGUAAGAACAACCGCCGCUGCAGAGAAUUCCUGUGGUCAAAACUGGAACCUAUUAAGGUGGACACUUCCAGGCUGGAGCACCUGUUUGAGUCUAAGUCUAAGGAACUGUCCGUCUCAAAGAAAACUGCUGCAGAUGGAAAAAGGCAGGAGGUCAUCGUCCUGGACCCCAAGAGGAGCAAUGCUAUUAAUAUCGGUCUGACAGUGCUGCCCCCUCCGAGGACGAUUAAGAUAGCCAUUUUGAAUUUCGAUGAAUACGCCUUAAACAAAGAAGGAAUUGAGAAAAUUCUAACCAUGAUUCCCACCGAAGAAGAGAAGCAGAAAAUCCAGGAAGCACAGUUGGCCAACCCCGAUGUGCCAUUGGGCAGCGCUGAGCAGUUCCUCCUCACUCUCUCCUCCAUCAGUGAGCUCUCGGCUCGGCUUCACCUCUGGGCAUUCAAAAUGGAUUAUGAAACGACAGAAAAGGAAGUGGCAGAACCACUUUUGGAUCUGAAGGAAGGAAUAGACCAACUGGAGAACAAUAAAACCUUGGGCUUUAUCCUGUCUACUCUUUUAGCCAUUGGGAACUUUCUAAAUGGAACUAAUGCCAAAGCGUUUGAGUUAAGCUACCUCGAGAAGGUUCCAGAAGUUAAGGACACCGUGCACAAGCAGUCGCUUCUCCACCACGUGUGCACCAUGGUGGUGGAAAACUUCCCAGACAGCUCAGAUCUAUACUCGGAGAUCGGGGCCGUCACCAGGUCAGCCAAGGUUGACUUUGAUCAACUUCAGGAUAAUUUGUGUCAGAUGGAGAGAAGAUGCAAAGCUUCAUGGGAUCACCUCAAGGCAAUUGCAAAACAUGAAAUGAAACCCGUUUUAAAACAACGGAUGUCAGAGUUCCUAAAAGACUGUGCAGAGCGAAUUAUAAUUUUAAAGAUUGUCCAUAGAAGAAUAAUUAACAGGUUCCAUUCCUUUUUGCUCUUUAUGGGUCACCCACCUUAUGCGAUUCGGGAAGUCAACAUAAACAAGUUCUGCAGGAUCCUUAGUGAAUUUGCACUGGAGUAUCGCACCACCAGGGAACGGGUUUUGCAGCAGAAACAGAAACGGGCCAACCACAGAGAGAGAAAUAAGACCAGAGGGAAGAUGAUCACCGAUUCUGGCAAGUUCUCCGGCAGUUCUGCGGCGCCUCUGAGCCAGCCGCAGGGCCUGAGCUACGCGGAGGACGCCACCGAGCACGAGAACAUGAAGGCCGUGCUGAAGACCUCGUCGCCCGCCGUGGAGGAUGCCACCCCAGUGCUGGGCGUCCGCACGCGCAGCCGAGCAAGCCGAGGAUCUGCUAGUUCAUGGACUCUGGGAACCGAUGACUCCCCUAAUGUCACAGAUGACGCAGCUGAUGAGAUCAUGGAUCGCAUCGUCAAGUCGGCCACCCAGGUGCCCAGUCAGCGAGUGGUGCCUCGGGAGAGGAAGCGCUCCCGGGCCAACCGGAAAUCUCUGCGAAGGACCCUCAAGAGCGGCCUGACUCCAGAAGAAGCCCGAGCUCUGGGGCUGGUUGGCACCGCAGAGUUGCAGCUGUGACACCUGUGGGCACCCUAAGAAGCGUGUCUGAGACUGUGCCAACUCCUGCUGGACAGAACCCCCCAGCUGGGGGGCAGUGAAGAGAUUGGACGUUAACAUCCGAAGGUUCUGAAGGGGAGUGUCCACGUUGCUAGUGUCUGCGCACGCCCACUGGGCAUGGAUGGGGCACUCUCGGAGGCUCCCGCACACACUUCCUUCAUUGUGUCAGCUGUGUUUCUCUGGUUCCCUCAACACCUGGUUUAGUAGUUUCAAUGCGUGACACCUUUUCUGUGCAAGGAGCCUAUCACUCCUCUCACGGUUACUGUGGUCCUAUGAGGCAGUUUGAUUAGGCUCACAGACUGGGUCUAUCCACAACACCAAACUAUCCAGAUGUAAACUCCAACAUUGUACACGAAAAGAAAGCACAGGUUGUUUACCGGUUGUGGAUUUUAGAUGUACUAAAUGUUUAUACAAAUUCAUAAAUGUACACCAUGUUUCAAAUACUAAAUAAAUAGAGUUUAA